Messenger RNA from Drosophila bipectinata, 2234 nucleotides. RefSeq lists its product as uncharacterized. The record is from RefSeq and is a predicted model, not a curated record. NCBI's taxonomy places the organism in Eukaryota, Metazoa, Arthropoda, Insecta, Diptera, Drosophilidae.
GGCUGGCCUCGACUUUGUCGUCAAAGCUCCUUCUCAUAAUAGAUAUGGCACCUAACGUGCAUCCAAAAUUUUCAAUGUACCCGCAAGCUAAAGAAAAAAUCUCCAAGAAUAACAUCACCGGCAGCGACGAGUCAGCAGGAAUCUCGAAAGUUCGUCCUUUGGGAGAAGGCCUAAAUAGUUGCUGAAAUGGUUCGACGAAGGGCCCUGGCCCACUCGGCCACGAGGGCUUCGAUGGCCGCCUACCAGCACUUGUGGUCUAAUGCCCAGCAGAUGCAUCCCCGGACCGUGAUGGUGCCCUCGAUGCCGGAAUAUUGGCAUUCGCUUUGCAACAAGAUGGGCGGGGCGCUUCCCCGGAUGGCGGUGUUGCCUCCGCCGGAGGCCAGCAGCCGGAGAUUGACGCGCCUGCGUCGCCAGAUGAUGCGAACGCCCAAGGAGGGCAUUAAUCUAAGCAACUUUGUCGCCAACUACAUGCAACAGUCAAUGAUGCAACAGCAACACCAGCACCCGCAACACCUGCAGCAGCAUCAGCAGCAGACUUCGCAGGUGUCCUACCAACCCGUGUGGAAUAGAUCUUGCUAUGGGACACCGAUGAGGGAGUCGGCUUCCAUUAUGCAUACAUUCUACCGACCUCAAGCAGCAGCCCAGCCGGAAGUUAAAUAUUCCCCGAAAUCACCUCAGGAGGAUCGGAACUACUACGACUAUCCUUCGACGGCGAGUCAGUUGCAACUGCAAUGGCAGCAGCAGCAGGCUCAGAUGCAACAGCAAUACAAGCAAUACCAAAUGCAGCAACAAAAGAAGCAUUUACCCAUCAGUAUUUUGAAAAAGCAAUCGAGGUCUGAAGCUGGUCAGAGCGUUGCCACUGGACUGCAAUCAUUCAACUCCCUCAGUACCAAGAAAAGUCGAAGAAACCCGGUGGCAAGUAAAUACAACGAGCCGCGAGUGGAAGUGAAAGGUAAGCCGGCGGUUCCACCCAAGCCCAAGAAAGGUGCCAGGGCAGCUGUACUUAAGAAGGAUCCACCAAAGCCAAAACAACCCACAUAUCAGCAUCAAAGAAAUCUGAAAGCCCCAAGGAACACCCAUCACUCUGGUUGCUUCAAUUUCGGAAAAUGUGCCAGCCGAUUGAUAGAGGGCUUCGGAUGGGACGCCAAAUCGGAAACAUCCAUGCAUUUGGCUGCCAAUUCCAAUAUCCAGCUACCGAAAGAGGUAUUCAGGUAUGGAGAUGAGAAACAAGAUCCACCAAAGGAGAAAUCCAUCAGAAAAUCAAACAAACCUGUUGCUGAAGACAAGAGCACUUCGUGCCGCUUUUUGGAGCAGCUGAACCGAAAACUGGAUUUGGCUAACGUGACCAGUACCGUCACUCUAACCAGAGCUUCAGGAACCCCCAAUCAGAGCCACACCUCCUUGGCCGACAAGGGCACCAACACGAGGGUAGACCAUUUGCAGGACUUUCUUAAACGAACUCCUCAGCGCUCCUCUUCGCCAAGUUCGAGGAAACUCAAGCUCAAUGAGCUCCUGAAGAACGAUAAGAUCAAGGACCUCGAUGGUAAUCCCAUGCUGCACUCUCUCAUGCAAUUGGUGGCUCAUAUGUGCGAGUCCAGGGAAGAGGAGAAGGCGAGGAAGGCCAAGGAGGAGGGACAGCCGGAUUGCUUGAGGGUAGGAGCCGGGGCUGAUGCCCGCCAGAAGCAGUACUCCGUCUACCUCAUGGUCACUUCCGACGAGGAAGAGGACAACAAAGGUUCCGACAAGAAGUCGGAAGUGGUUGAGUCCAGUAGUGACCCGAAAAUGGAGGAUGCUGCGUGCAGGGUUGAAAGCAUGGAAGACUAUACGAAUCGCUGUAGACAUGUCUACGAGGCUGAACAUCCCAUCUUAGGGCGUCGCAGGAAGAAACGGAAGCGUCAGGGUCUCAAAGAACUAGCCUACCCCUAUCCCAGUCCGCUGCCCCUGUUGAUGAGAAGACCCCUCCAUUGGCCCAAAGCCGACCCACCCAAGAACCCGAGUCACUCCCAUCGCACCAAGAACUCCUCUCGAGCUCGGGCUCGAACGCUGAAGAAGAAAGCUUCGAAAGUGCGACACCAGAGACCCAUCAGCGCAGUCCUUGACCAGAAGGGUUCGCAUCGCCUGUGGGAGGACCUACCCAUCACCUCAAAGGUCCUGAAAAAGGCCUACAGCCGCAUGCUGCCAUUGGGGGGAGCUACGGAGAGCAGCGUGAACCUGUAGGACUUGGAAUCCCUUUU